UUCCAGGUGCUAUCAAGUAUUUGUUUCAAAACUUGAUGUUGGACAAUGAACAGGUAUGUCGUAGUGCAGCUGUUGCAUUGGGUUAUCUAUCUUUUAAUGGUUCUGGUGGACGUGAGAUGCUCAUGAUCUGUCGCAAUACACCUGGACUAUACUCGGCUUUAGAACAAAACUUGGGCAGCGGAAAAAUGUGUAUGGAGUUUGUUGAUAGUUGGCGACGAGCUGUGAAUGUUGGUCUGCCCAGCAAAAGGUUAGGGUUUUUCCUACUUUUUUUCUGUAGAGUUGUAUAUACUCAAAAUACAUGAUCAAAAUGAUAAAGGGAGUUUUCAAACCAUUCAGCUAAUCUUAGGGUUGAAGUAGGUUCCCUCGCAAUAAAUUCCAAAAGCGCGUUAAAUGAUCUAAAGUGCCAUGCACUAACUUCUAAUUUUAUCUGAAAUCUUAUUUUAUCAUCUCAUUUUAAAGAACGUAUUUUAAGGUCACUUAGUUGAAAGAUUUUCGUCUCCUCACUUUGUUAUGUGUAUAUUCAGUUUAUUUGAUAUACAAGCAUACGAAACCCGUCACAUAUGCAAAAUUCUUUAAAGAAAAGUUUGUUUAUUUUAUUCCUUCUUGAAUUUAAUUCUUUAAAAUCGAGAGGUUUCAGUUAUACAAAAUUUAAUAACUUAUCCUUCUGAUUUCAUGGACACAAAAAUAUUAGUAACUUACAUUCUUUGAUAAGGCCAAGAUGAACAAAAAAAUAAAACUGAUGUUUAUCUUAUGUGUGAGAUAAACAGGCUCGUUAUAUCAUAGAAAUAAUAGACAUAGAAUGCACGCUGCAUGAUGACGAAUCAUGUCUCCAUUUUUCGCCGUGCGUGCCCUAUUGAAUGCGCCAUUUUGUAAACGUAACUUUCAUCAACCGAUUAACAAUUUACAAAAUACAAACCAAACUUGUUCAAACAAAACUCGAAAGCCUCGCUCCUCGUGCAAGUUCCGGAACCGCGCGAUAUUCUUCAUCGCAGGAGUCUGGACCGAGUAAAAAUGCCCUUUUCAAUGCGCCAUUUUGUGGAGACAAAGCUUUGACUGAAGCGAGAUAGGAGCACGCAUUCUAUGUCUAUUAUUUUUAUGGUAUAUAUCCUCCAUAUUGAUUGUUAGUAUUUCAUUUUACUUUCAGCCUUGAGAUAAACGGUGGACCUCCAGUUCCACGUCGCUUGCCAGUUGGAGAACGUAAGUAUAGCAGAGCUUUUCGUCCAAGUAAAAUAAUGCACGAAAAAAAAAUUGGGGGUCACCAUGCUUCUUUUCCAACUAUACGAGGCGAUAGGCCAUUUUGGAGUGAAUUUCGUACACGUAUGUCGUCAUAACAACGAUUUAUCUGUUACUAAAACUAAUAUAAUUUGAAAGUAGAGCCAUCAAAAUAUAUAAAAACCCCAAUAUCUGCUGAAUAAAUUCUAAAAAUGCGUUGUUUGAACAUGUCAAAGUGUUGAACACCUGAAUUUUUGAAAAUUGUAUCGAGCCACCAUAAGCCUGUUGUCAGAAACAAAAAGGUAGUAUGAGUUAGUCGACCUACAGUAGUUGCUGCAUGUAUAAAUGUUGGUAUUUUAAAGUUAAUGUCACAAAAGAACACUCAAUAACCUAAUCCUUUCAGGUCUACGUCGUCCUAUGACAACACAAAGUUUACCAAUGUGUCGUCGUGAGAUAGUUCGUCGUGAGAAGAAACUCGGUGUAAGAUCAUGUGCUUCUGCUCCUGUCAUUGCCUCGUCGUUUAGAACUACAAACACAAGACCAAAAUCACAACAUUUUAGAGAAGGCUCAUCGGAGAAGACAAAAAUAUUACGCCUGAGGCCAUCAGUUGAAAACAAGAUGAAAUCCAGCUUAGCAAGUGCCAGAUGA
Paramuricea clavata is the source of this 1860-nucleotide messenger RNA. Lineage: Eukaryota; Metazoa; Cnidaria; Anthozoa; Malacalcyonacea; Plexauridae. The record is from the annotation of a GenBank genome assembly.